AGACAUGCUUCCUCUAGUACAGAGAGAGCAGAACCAUCUACCUUCCAGGGAAGGCAGGGAGGAGUUGGAGCCAUAAAAUCCAUAGUCUGCUAUGCAGUAUUUAGCAUACGGAUCAGUCACACUUUCCAAUGAACUGGUCAGGGUGUUUGAAACCAUGAUUAUUUCGGUAUGCCGCUAUCCAGCAAAACUUGUGCGAAGAGAUCGUGGGGACUUACUGUUCUGAGCUUAGUUGAAAAUUUCUGUCUCUGAAAGCCUGGCAUAAAGAUCUCCGGACAGCUAUCUGAUCACAGAACAGGAUUUAUACCUAACUGCAGUGACACAGCAAUGAUUUCUUCUUCUGUGCUGCUGGAUGGAGGAGAUGAAGUGGAGUGCAGUAUUUUAAGGUUUCCAGAUCUGGACUUGAAAGAUCCUCUUCCUUUGACAGCCAAAAGCAAUCUCAAAGCAGAAUCAGAUACCAGUGAGAGAAAGAAGUAUGCAUUUGCAAAGAAGAAGGCAUUUGCCCUCUUUGUCAAAGCAAAGGAAGUGCCGGCCACAGCUUGCUGCCCUCCAGCCGUGUGCAGAGCGGGACUGGGGUGGAAAUGCUGCAGACAAACCUUUAAAGACCUCACCGGCAUUCACAUACAUGUCGCCACGCAGCAUUCCAGCGACAUCCAGCAGCAGACAGGUUUGAUUCUAAAGCAGUUGGCUGCUGAAGCCUGCACUUCAAGUAACCCAGCCUCUGCAGACGAGACAGGUAGCCUCAGCAGUCCCACCUGCAACAUCCAGGAGCUCUCUUACAGGCUCCCAGACACAAACCACAUUAGUUUUGAUGAACUGACAAGUGGAGUGGGAGAAGUGCUGUUAUAUUACUGUUACCAUGAGGUGAAAGACCCCCUGAGGCUCUGUGCUUGGCAGAAGUCUCUGUGCCAGCACCUUCAUCUCACUGGCAAGGUGCGCAUUGCUUCAGAAGGCAUUAAUGGGACAGUUGGUGGAAGCAAAGUAGCUACCAGUCUUUAUAUACAGGCAAUGCUUUCCCACCCUCUGUUCAAAACCAUUUUGUGCAGAGAGGAUUUCAAGAGCAGUGCUGGAGGAGCUCACUGUUUCCCAGACCUUCGAGUUGGCGUAUUUGAAGAGAUCGUACCCUUGGGCAUCAAUCCAAACAAAGUCUCCUACAAAGAAACCGGAAUCCAUUUAUCCCCUGAGGAAUUUCAUAAAGAAGUAGAAAAAUAUUUAUCUCAGGCUCCUCAAGCACAAAGUGACACCAUUUUACUGGACUGCAGGAACUUUUAUGAAAGUAAAAUAGGUCAUUUCCAGGGCUGCCUGGCGCCCGACAUCAGGAAGUUCAGCUACUUCCCUAGCUACGUAGAUGAAAAUCUCGAGCUUUUUAAAAACAAGCGCGUGUUGAUGUACUGUACAGGAGGGAUCCGCUGUGAGCGUGGCUCUGCCUACCUCAGGACCAAGGCUGCAUGCAGGGAGGUUUACCAGCUCAAAGGUGGCAUCCACAAGUACCUGGAAGAGUUUCCUGAUGGGUUCUAUCGGGGGAAGCUGUUUGUGUUUGACCAGCGUUACACCAUCUCUUCCAAUGAAGAUAUUAUUGCAGAAUGCAGGUACUGCGGGACACUAUGGGAUCAGUACAGAGUGUGCUCCAGCCAGCACUGCCGGCAGCUCGUCCUGACCUGCCCAAGCUGCCACGCGAAGGGAUUCACGGCUUGCUGUCCCACUUGUCAGGAGAAAGGGCUCAAGCUGGCUUCAAACCCUUCUGGAUGGAUGGUCAAGGAGGAAUGUGAAUGCACAGACAGACGGCAGCGGGUCCCAGUCAAACACAUGUAAGAGAAGCACAGGAAAAUGUUAGACAU
Gopherus evgoodei (Goodes thornscrub tortoise) is the source of this 1835-nucleotide messenger RNA. RefSeq names its product thiosulfate sulfurtransferase like domain containing 2 (gene TSTD2). The transcript has 10 exons. The record is from RefSeq and is a predicted model, not a curated record. NCBI's taxonomy places the organism in Eukaryota, Metazoa, Chordata, Testudines, Testudinidae. Bases 325 to 1809 code for a protein of 494 amino acids.